GGACGCGCCCGGGCUGUGGGAUACUGGAGGUGUUUAUGUGACGGAAUGUAACGAGAAAUCGGUAGAAAAAAAACAAACAUUUUAGUUGUGUAAGGCAGGUGUGUAAGAGGGAUUAGAGGAUUGGAGCACGGCGCAUAGAGAGAGAGAGAGAGAGAGAGAGACAGAGCGAGCAUGGAUUAGAGGAGGUGUAGAGGCGGACCUGUGCACGCGCACGCACGGGAGAGAGACAGAGCGGAGAAUGUGGCGCUCGGUGACGGAGGCGUGCGGCGGCCUCGCGCUCUGCGUGUGGCUCGUGUCGCUGUGCGCGGUGCGCGCGCCGUGCCUGGACUUCGCGGGGGAGAAGGAGGAGUGGUACACGGCGUUCGUCAGCGUCACGUACGUGGACCCGGUGACCGCGGAGACGCGCACCGAGCGGAGCGAGUGCGGACACUACGGCGAGCACUCCCCCAAGCGCGACGCCAAGGGCUGGCUCGCCACGGCCGCGUCGGCGCGCGAGCGCCACGCCUGCGACCCCAACACGCGCUUCGCCGUCCCGGACCGAGCCGGCGCGUGGAUCGCUCUGGUCACGCGCGGAAACUGCACGUUCAAGGAUAAAAUCCGCCACGCGUCCGGACAGAACGCUUCCGCCGUGGUCAUCUUUAACGUGGGGGCUUCGAACGCAAACGAGACCAUCACCAUGCCACAUUCGGGUACGGGUGAUGUGGUUGCCAUCAUGAUCCCCGAGCACAAGGGCCGCGAGCUGGUGCUGCUGCUGGAGAAGAACGUGACGGUAAAUAUGCACAUCACCAUCGGUACGCGCAACCUGCAGAAGUACGUCAGCCGCACCUCUGUCGUCUUCGUCUCCAUCUCCUUCAUCGUCCUCAUGAUCAUCUCGCUGGCGUGGCUCGUCUUCUACUACAUCCAGAGGUUUAGAUACGCCAACGCCCGAGACCGCAACCAGAGGCGACUCGGUGAUGCAGCUAAAAAGGCCAUCAGUCAGCUCCAAGUGCGGACCAUCAGGAAAGGAGACCAGGAGACGGAGUCAGACUUUGAUAACUGUGCUGUGUGUAUCGAAGGCUACAAGCCUAAUGAUGUGGUGAGGAUUCUUCCAUGCAGACAUGUCUUCCAUAAAGGCUGUGUGGAUCCGUGGUUGGUGGACCAUCGCACGUGUCCCAUGUGUAAAAUGAACAUCCUGAAAGCGCUCGGGCUCACGUCGAGUGCAGAGUGCCUGGACGAGCUCCCUCUGGACUACGACCUGGCCGUUGGGGGCGUGGCCCUGAACGCCAUGGUGAUGAGCGAUGACGCCCUGGUCGGUGACAUCACAGGGGGUCACGACCCUGGUUUUAGGAUGGUGGGUCUCCCUCAGGUCUUCCUGGACUCUGAGCCCAUCACGGAGGACACCUUGCUGACUGAGCAGAUCAUCAUCUCUUCAGGUGAACUUCAGCCAUUAUCAAGCAGCAGUUCAGAAGCAUCGCUGACUGCGGGGGCGGGGCAGUAUAUGGACACGCCCACAGACAACGCGAAAUGCCGACCAAGCAGCAGCCUCGGUCACUCGAACCAAGGAUGCACGGACUGAGUCGUCCCCGGCGACAGCAGAGUAGCCAUGGCGACCGGUGACGCUGACUAAACAUCCGGUGGAAUCUUCUAGCCGAUGACAUCACACUACGACAUCACUGCCUGCUGCGUUCCUUCCCUUUACUCUUACUGUGUGUGUGGUGUUUGAAUUGGAGACGCACCAGCUCCUCUUUCUCUGUCGAUUCACUUCAGAGCGUACACUCGAGUACCGUAUGUUCCGGAUUAUAAGACGCGUUUAUAAGUUUAGCUGCAUAGCGUGUGAAUCAUUUCACGGUUAGCCUCAUAUCGCCGGUUUAUAAAUCACCCACCCUGACGUCCGGCGCCGCACGUGAAACGUGCAUGCACACAGCCAUCGCUAGACUACUCGAAAACGAUUCAUUCAUAGCGUAUUUACGCUAGCUCAGCACUUUUACAUUUACACGUGAAUCGCGCAAGAAACUGUUUUGAAAAAUAGUUUAUUUUAUUAAAUUAGUCAAACUGUUAAACUACAAAAAUAAUAUUUUAUUUGUAUUAUCUAAGUUAAGUUUAUUAUAUAUACAUUGCUUUAGUGGAGAAUUUAGGGGGAGGUGGUGAGUUCUUUCAAAAGAACCAUUCAAGAUGCCAUCCUGGGUUUUUAGCAUUAAACGUUACGUUUAGCCGGUACUACGAGGUCGCUAAGUGUAACACUGGCGUAUUUACUUUUUUAUUUUACUAAGAAAUAUUCUUGCUAGGAUUAGAAACCUGACAGCUCCCUGUUCAAACACUAGCUAGCUCAAAGUUAGCUGUUUAUCUUUGGCUAAGCAAAAAAAUUGCCAUCCGUCGUUACAACAGGGUAGCAUUUAUUUUUAUUUAAAAAAAAAAAAAAGGGUCAAAUUUAAGGUUUAUUUUUCUUUAUUUUUCGUUAAGAGCAUCUUUGUGAUGUCUUAUGACCUGAAGCAACAGCUAAUCGAACAGGACAGGCCAGAGCAGCUCAGUUAGCUCGGCUAGAUAAAAAUACAGUUGUAGUUUGGAACUAGCAAUGCUAACCUGACUAAACAUAGCACUACUUCUUAACACAAAGUAAAAAAGAUGUCAAGGCACUACAGGCUUCCUCAUUCAUUUCCGCACAUUCUUAUUAUUAGCUUAUCUAAUAAACACAUAGUUAGCAUAAAACUUACUUAACUUACACAAGUUAGCUAGAGAAAUACUUGUUUGUUUGCUAAGUUUAGGUUGGGUACAUUUUAUUUAUUUAUUUUUACAUAUAGGUCAUGUGACGUACAGGUUUUAUGCUAAUGAUUUAAUUAAUAUUUAAAAAUAAUUAGUUUUUAAACCGGUACUGAAGCAGUACCUAGCUUAGCAGGAGGAUCGCUCCAGCCGUUGCGUCUGGUUUUAUAAUUCGGAAAAUACGCUACGCUACUACGCUGAGUUUUCAGCAGACAAUCGGCUUUAGCUGCCUUUGAGUUCUCCUCGGAAACGUCUACAUUACGAGUAUUUAAUACUGUUUGGUACUGAUUUAUUUUUUUCAGACUUUUGUCUGUUAAGUAAGUACAAGCUCAUGCCAGCCCAUUGUUAUGAUUUUUUUAUUGUACUGCACGAUCUUGGUUUAGGGGGCGUGGCUGUGCGAAUUUUUUAUUUGAUGAGAGAAAAUCGAGAACAUUUCCAGGAGCGUCUUUUUACUUAAAAAAAAUGAAAUUAACGUAUUAUUUCUGAGUAAUAACUGUUACUUCAUCUCCGUGAAUAACUAAUCCUUGCCAAAAAAAGGCUACAUCCGGUUCUGCUUCUGUAAUUUAUUUAAAGCUCUGAAAUUCCCCGCCCAAUCAUAUAUUGCCCCGCCCACAUCUAAUUUUUUUUUUCUUUAAUUUUUUUGUAUUAUUUUUAAACCGCCUACAACUCAUCAGAUUGGUUAUUGCCCCGCCCACAACUUGUUCAAUUCCCGCCAACAUCUAAUAUUGUUUUUAGUGACGCCCGGCCCACACCUUAUCUGUUUUUUCUUUUUUUUUUUAUUAUUAUUUUUCAACCGCCCAUAACUCAUCAGAUUGUUUAUUGCCCCUCCCAUAACUUAUCAAAUUUUUUUUCGACUCUCUGAAAGCUUCUCAACAGUUUUUCGUAAUUUGCGAUGUUUUCACCAGAACUUGACGGCUGCACAUGUUCUGCUCGACAAUCAGCUCGGGGGGGGGAUGGGGGUUUAAGGUUGGUGAGAGAAACGACUCUCCGGGACAUUUCAACUGAGAAAAAAACAAGCAGUGUUUUCCAUAGAAGUGCAUUUGCGGUGUGGAUGAGUGCGGUGUUGCAGUGAAGACGCUUCGGGACCAUCGAAGUGGACAAGUUUAUGAAAAAGAUGGAAGGAGGGAAAAAAAGCCAAAAGUGUGACUCAAGAGUUUUCUUUGCUCAUGUAAGUUUUUUUUUUUCUUUUUUCUUUUUUUCUUCUUCUUCCAGAAAGUGCUCUUGACUUCCCGGACCACAGCAUUUCAUAUGCCUCGAGCAUGACGGCAAGCCUUUGCACAUGUCUUUGUAUGUGAGUGGAUUCCAUUCAACUUUGUAUCUUUUAUCCUCCGCACGAUAAUUUUAUUGUAUAUUGUAAAUACAAGCAUUUUGUCAAAACGA
This is a messenger RNA of Clarias gariepinus (North African catfish), 4116 nucleotides long. RefSeq names its product ring finger protein 150b (gene rnf150b). Bases 239 to 1555 code for a protein of 438 amino acids. Lineage: Eukaryota; Metazoa; Chordata; Actinopteri; Siluriformes; Clariidae. The record is from RefSeq and is a predicted model, not a curated record. The transcript has 7 exons.